This is a messenger RNA of Perkinsus marinus ATCC 50983, 2952 nucleotides long. RefSeq names its product beta-1,4-galactosyltransferase, putative. Gene Ontology annotation, molecular function: glycosyltransferase activity. Gene Ontology annotation, biological process: carbohydrate metabolic process. NCBI's taxonomy places the organism in Eukaryota, Perkinsozoa, Perkinsida, Perkinsidae. Bases 1 to 2952 code for a protein of 983 amino acids. The record is from RefSeq and is a predicted model, not a curated record. The transcript is spliced from 22 exons.
AUGCAAGUGAUCAAGAUUCUUCAAGAUGAGAGCAGCACCGCACUACGAAGAUUCUCAGUCUCCGUUUUCCAACUCCCAAAGAUUUCCCUAGUCGCAGUGCAUCCCGCAGAGAGCAAAGCUUUUGACGACUUGGACGACUGCAUUGAUAGAGUUUUGGCUGAGGGAGAUGAGGAAGCGCCGCAGGGUCUCAAGGAAUCGGUUGAAGAGGCACUGAUAGCCGAGAUCGAGCCUAGCGCGAUAUGGGCGAUGACGAUGGCAUUGACACUCCCCAGCGUGAUAGUCUGCCUUCUAUUCUCUGAUAUAGGUUUUGGAGUCGAUGUAUACAACGUUCUCUACGACUUCGAGACUCUCUCUAUCGCGCUUUAUUCCAUUCUCAUCGCCUUGUGCAUCUCGCUCUUCCUCUGCGAUGUUCAACGGUGGCAACUUUGGCCGAAGCUCGGCGCGUGCGUGAUAGGUUGGGCACUUUUCGUCUCAGCGACUCUGCUGAACGGCACGUCGUACCCCCAAGGGCCGCUCAUCGUGGGACUCCUCCACGGUCCUGUCCUGCUGGGCGUCAUAAGGUAUCUAUUGUGUAUCCGAGUCUAUUCUGGAGUGUUCUACCGAGCAGUGUACAUCCUCGCAGUGGUGCUCGGUCUGCUGGUGCUUGGUUUGUGGUUAUGUUGGAUUGUGGUCGAGAACUGGGAUGGCCAGCACUACUGGAACGAAGAUGAACGGACGAGACUCAGCCUGGAGCUCGACGAUCUCCACAAGGCGCUCAAAGUGGACUACAUUUUGCACUGUGUGAAGGUAGCUGGAGGGCAGGGUGCGUUGUCCGUGGACCCUGAGGAGAAUAAUCGCCUUUAUGAAAAGUGUUCGACGACUUUAACGACGGCGUAUAUUGUAUAUGUUACUCCGAUGAUAGUGUCCUUCACGCUGUUGGUGCUGGCCGUAUUCUGCAAGCUGCGGGCGAAGAAUGCCUUGGUGGAAAAUGGAGAUGCGUUGUCGAACUCGCAGGAAACCGAGGCUUCGCUGAAGACAUUUGUGGUCUUCACCAGUCUGUUGAUCAUGUGCUUCUGGAUAGCAUCGUCGAUCGCGGGCUCGUCGAGUAGCAUGUCGGGCGCGGUGAUGGGAUUUGCUGCCGCUGGAUCGCUGGUUUUGUUCGUCUGGGCGUUUCUGUCGUUUGGAAAGGCCCGUCUUGUCGAAGCUGCCCAUAAGUCACCUUUGGUGGCUUCCUUACUUGAUAUGGCCUCGAGCGACUGGGCUCGUGCUUUGUUCAUAUGCAUGGUUAAUGUUGGAUUGCUGAUUGUCGUUCUUCUCGACUUCUUACGACAGUGUAUUCGGUCACUGUGGUGGAAGGACCGACCGGAGAAAGAACGCGGGAAGCUAUCUGGUGGUAUGAGUGAGUUCGUGGAGCGCCUGAAGGGCUGGCACUGGGGAAACGUGCCAGUUUACGUGACUGCUGGUAUCGUCAUCUCGGCGAGGUCCUAUUGCAGUGAUGAAAGCGAUAGCAGUUGUAUAGGCUUCUGGCAAGGUACUGUAGUUGCCACGAUUCUCGGUUUUGUAUUGAAGUUGAAUGCCGUGGUUAUGCAGCAGAAACUAAUAGGGGAGGAACUCGGGAAGAGCGUUCGAAUACAAAAGUUUGUUGGCAUUGACAAGCCUGGCAUCAGAGCGAUAGAGAAGAUAUUGAAACAACCCGGUUACAGCAUGGCGAAAGUGGCGAUUCUCUGCGGCGGUCCGGACUGGCCGACCAGCGUCCUCACAGGAAUUAUGAGGCUCAGUGUGGUGCAGAUGCUUCUAGGAACGAUGCCGUGUAUUUUUCUGAUUAUUCCCUGUGUUUUGAGCGGAGCGUUGCUGAAUAGAACCGGAGAGGGCGCGAUUUGGAGCGCUCUUGCGUCGACGGUGCUGGCGGUGGCUGGGUUGAUACAAGCAGUUGCGAUGGUGUUUGCGGCGUAUAUUUUGCAGAACACGGCUCAGAAGCCGGAACACGAGGCGGUGGCAGAAUUGACGCGUCAAGAGGCGAUGAGAAAUGAGACCACUUCGAGGCUCACAGAGUGGACAGCCUUGCCAACGUAUACUAAAAUCCUCCUAGUGCUUGCGGGCUCCUUCUCGACGUUGUGCUUUCGCCCGUUCGAGCUGACGGAUCGAAUCUCUGAGGAGUUCAGUGAAGGCGGCCUCGACGGGUCCGUGGUGAAUCUCUUGAAGCCGUUGGGAUGGCUCAGUUUGACUAGCGUGGAUGCUGAAAUCGAUCGGCUGAUCGAUAUUGGACACAAUCCACGAGAUUACACGGUCGCUGGCGAGAGGCGCAGAAGGGAGUCUGACGUUUCUAUAGAGCGCAAGUUGGAACGCUCGUCGUCAGUGAAAUUCCGCAGGGAGGUUUAUGAGGAGGCGUCUAAAAUGGCAGAGGAACACUACUUGGCGGGCUGGAUGGCUCGGGAAGGAACUGACGACUCAAUAGUAAAGACCACCACUGCGGUAAUUAAGAAGGAAGAAAAGCAGACACCGUGGCGGAGCGAUUUCAAAUGUGGAUCGGGCUGGCCGUCGGACGACGGCAAACGAGAGAAAUCUGAGUGCAACCCUGAUGGAGAGUUUCCAUGUUGCAGCACGAGCGGGUAUCGAGAUCGUGAGAGUCACUACAAGAAGUUCGAGCGCCACUUCGCUGAUUUUGUCCGAGAACUGAAUGCCGAGAAUCGGCGAAAUCAAGAGUUUCAUAUAUUCCUCAUCGAGCAGUUCGACAACCAGUUGUUCAACAGGGGAUGGUUGUUCAAUGUUGGGUUCACCGAGGCAUUGCGGAGUCUCAAUGAAAAGCAACCAGACUGCAUAGUGAUGCAAGAUGUUGACAACUUACCUAUGUCGGGGAUCGAACUCGGGUAUCAUCAGAGAUGUUCUGAAGGUAUUGGCGACUACGCCACAACCAACUACUGCGGGGAGGAUGUAAUCCCUUUUGCCAAUCACAACCCGGAAGCGUCGAAGUAA